UAACCGGUGUCUCUCGUUCGGACUUGCCCGGAGACAGCCGUGUGAACCAGCUCUGCCUCGCCUUUGUUGGACACGAGAGAAGGCUGGGUCGGAUCAAAACAAAGAAAUGAUGGGCAUGACUGCGUGGUCGGGGUCAGCAGCAGCUGGUCUGCUAUUGUUCCUCCUGUUGGCAGGCACCAGGGUGCAGACAGGCUCCGCUGGUAGCAUACGGCUAACGGAGUGUCCCGCGGACGCACCAGAGGCCACCUUUAGCUGGACAAACGACGGGGACUACCUCUACGUGGAAGGGGACGGCUCUUGCGUGACCCUGCCGGACAUUUACAACGGAGUCGACAACCCUCCCCUUACUUAUCACACGGUCGAUGGGGAUGAGAGCGACACGGAGACAGGCAUCUGGCUCUUGACGAAACACCUGUACAUGCGGCCCGGGACUACCUUGCUCCUUCACGACGAUCUUGGCUGCACUGAACUGCGGAUAGCCUCGAGUUCCACCAACGCGCUUCACCUCAACACCUUCGGAGGCUACAUUUCCAUCCUCAACACCAAGGUAACCUCUUGGAGUGUAAGCAAUAAGGAACCCGACGCCGGUGCCUAUGACGGAAGCAAUCCGAGGUCGUACAUGUCGGCGGUGAGCGAGAUGACUCACCCCUCGGACACGUGCGAUGGCGCAGCGGACGACGACGCAGGGGAAGCGAGAUUGGACAUCAUCAACAGUGACGUUGGCUACCUCGGGUACCAGGCAGCGGAGUCAUACGGCCUCACCUACAAGGUGCGAGGGUACUGCACGGACGAGUCCAACCCGGAGGUGUUCGACCGCGUUAACGUUAGGGGAGACAUCCGCUUCUCUGACAUCCACCACAACUGGUUCGGACAGUACUCGUACGGACACCAAGACGGGCUGUGGGAAUACAACACCAUGCGCAACUCCGGGUACUACGGCUUCGACCCGCACGACGACUCGGACAACUUGCGGAUCCACAACAACAUAGUGUACGAAAACGGGAACCACGGUAUCAUCGCGUCGAAGAGGUGCAACGACGUGUCCAUCCAGAACAACGUGGUGUUCGACAACGCCCUCCACGGCAUCAUGCUCCACCGCUCCUCGGACAACGGCAUAAUCAGGAACAACACCGUCACCGGCUCCGGUAGCGCUUGCAUCGCCAUCUUCGAGUCCUUCGGCAUCGAGAUUAGCGACAACGUCUGCACGGACAACGAAGAGGGCAUCCGGUUGUCCAUGGGGUCGUCCUACAACAAGAUCUUCGACAACCAAGUCAUCGACACCGCUGGCCGGUCCCUCUGGCUGUACCUGGGGUCGGACGAGAUCAUCGCCUCCGCCGCUACUGACGGUAUGUGCACGGGCAACCUUUUCCAGAACAACUACCUGGACGGGGCCUCGAUCGGCGUUAAGUUUUCCGAGACCCGCGACAACAUGUUGAUCGGGAACACCAUGGUCGGCGUCGAAGAGUCUCUGAUCGACGACUCUGACGGGCUAUUGUGGUCGGACAAUGAAGUGGAAGAUGACUUCGAGAUCGGAAUCGAAACCACGUGUCUUUCGUCGGAGAGCGACUUUGACCAGAUCAGUGCCGGCGGCUCGAAUCCUUCGGAGUGCUGAUCGCUGAUUGGUUGACGGCCCACGGCCGCUAUGAAUGGGAAGCAACAUUCUUGGUGUCGCGAUCGCUGAUUGGCUGACGAAAGUACCGCAGCGCGGUCGGUCACUGCAAGGAUUACCGCCGAAUGUGAUAGGCUAGGUUCCAACACUUCGGCCUGUCGUUGGUGGCAGUUUUGAGCCUGUGGGCGGCGGGCAAGGCACCCCCCCCACACACACUAUGCGUUGAUGAAGUUGUUCGGCAGCUUGUUUUUUGUUCCUGCACGUGACGUUGCUGAUGUCUCGCUGGAGUUGCGUGUGUGGUUGGGUCGGCCCUUGCUUGGCUGUCUCGCAGCGUGUCCAAGGCUGCAAGUUCCCAGAGUGAUGCAUUAAGCCCUUUGCGCAAAGUGGUAGCACUCCGCAUCAGGCAAUAUAUCGUGCUGUACAAGAGGACGAGAAGAAGCUGAGUUCCUUAGCAAGCUGCAGCUGGCGUGUUACUACUGCUGUUUACCCUUGAACAUUUCCUUUUGUUCUUGACUUUUGCCGCAGAACCCCCCCGCUCCCCGAUGGACCCGAGCAUAACCGAACAGCUCACGCAAACAUCCUACCUUGACCGGACCUGUGUAUACCUACCGCUUCUGUUUUCUCUCCUGAAUGGAGGCGAUAUUUCGGGGGAUGUUGGUCCGUCCUUUCGCGACCGGCGGGUUUUUGUGUCCGGGGCUAAGUCCCGGGCCUGUGCGUCGUUGUUGGUUCUCCUGACGUGUUGGCGGCGUUUUCGUGGGGUCUUGCACUGUUGUUUGUUCUUCCGACUUUUGACGUAUUUUUCUUGGGGUUCUCAAACCAUUAAAUGUUCUUGAUUUUGAUAUUCCCUGACCUUGCAUCGUUAUUUGUUGUCUUUUUCUUGGGGUUCUUAAACCAUUAAUUGUUCUUAAUUUUGAUAUUCCCUGACCUUGCAUCGUUAUUCGUUCUGUUAUUGACUUUUGGCUUGUGG
This is a messenger RNA of Ectocarpus siliculosus, 2576 nucleotides long. The record is from the annotation of a GenBank genome assembly. NCBI's taxonomy places the organism in Eukaryota, Phaeophyceae, Ectocarpales, Ectocarpaceae.